GUAAAAGGCUUUUUGAGAGAGCUAAAAGGGGUGAGGCGUCCACAAGUCAUGUGAUCUGGGGAACUGUACAGGUAGUUGCGACCCAGCACUUCAAUGGAUUGACAUGCUGUUUUAAAUACUGGUGGUAAUCAAGUACAGUGUAAUGACAAGUGGGUCAACGUGUCCUCGGGGACUCAAACUGGAGGGCGACACUGCAGGCGCACGCCGCGCGGGGGUCAGGGUCAUACAGGCAACCUCUUCCGCUUUCAACGCAUUUGUCAGAUCCUGUCUCACCUGCUACAACGGUGAGUGUGUAGAACAAAGAUUGAAAUGAGAUUGUCCGUGGUCUUGUAUACCACAUGGAAAAAUUUACCUGCACUGGAGUGGCUAAGAGGAUUUGUUUUCCAUAGAUUAUUUGUAAAACAACAAAAUGUGAUGUGAGGACAAAUAUGCCCAAAGCAAUUGCAAUGGAUGUGGUGAGUGUAUAACUCACAAGCUAAAGGAAAAGUUGUGACAGUCAAACCAUUGUUGCCAAAAGAUAAACUUGACAUUAAGUUGCUGUAGUCACCUCCGUGUACUGGUUACACAGGACAUUCACUGAACGCAGCCUGAAUGUUGAGCAACACAACUGAUGUGUUGUCAUUAUGCGCAACUCCGAUACACAUAACCGCUAGGAUGUAUGCAGGGUUAUGAGCGGAUAUAGAUGUAUCUGCGAGUCCAAAGAAACAUUACUUGUGUUGACAUAAGGGAGGGUCAGACAAGAUCAGGAAGCCGAUCAACUAAGUUGCCGUCACCACAGGUUUGAAGAAAACUUGACCUCACACCUCUGUCACUAAACAAGUUGAUGUAAACAACUUAUUGUCUUCAGGGAACAAUCAUCGACAGACGUCAUUGACCCAACAAUAAAGACACAUCUACGAGAAGUCAGUAACAAUGGCUGCUGGGACAACCAACAGAAGUAAGCCUGAUGUAGUAUUUCAGAUAAUGCUGACGAUAAUAGUGACGAUGACGGUGAUGAACUUAUGUCGGGCGAGGCCAAUGCUGGAGAAUCGCGGGUACAAGGGAAUUACUGUCCUCAUCAGCCGGGACGUUCCAGAGGACCAGGAUCUCCUAAACAAACUGGAGAAGUGUCUGACCGACGCCUCCAAAGUGCUGUUUCGAGCGACACGCCACCAGGUGUAUUUUGAAGAGUUCAUCGUCGUCCUCCCAGAAACGUGGACACAGAGCCCAAGCUACGGUGUCAUCAACAUCCUUGAAAAUAGCCCCGAGCAGAUCCUCAUCAGCAACAGCAAGAAUGAGUAUGGCGAUGCCCCUUAUGUCAGACAGCCCGAGGGAUGCGGCAAGCCGGGCCGUUACAUGCAUCUCACGCCGGCCUACAUCACCAACAACUCCGUCAGCGCCAAGUGGGGACCGCGGGGGAAGACUAUUGUACACGAGUGGGGUCACCUGCGCUGGGGACUCUUUGAUGAAUAUUCGACAGCCAAAGGGAUAGGGUCCACAUACCGCGACAAACAAGGGAAAAAACAAAAAGCCAGGUGCACUGAUCAGGCCUUAUUUAAGGAAACUGUGGUGGAAGUAGCUCCCAACGUCUUCGUACGCAAGGCCUACCCUGAGCCGGGCUUCACACCAGUGGCCUCCCUUAUGUACACGCACUACAUACCGACUGUUGUGGAGUUUUGCGAUCAUCCCAAUUCUUCAGACGAAUCCCUUCGGCACAAUACUCUGUCCCCUAACAAACAGAACCAACUGUGCAACCUCAAAAGUGCAUGGGAAGUGAUGUCCGAACAUAGCGAUUUCAAAGAAAUGAAAAGUCCUUUGGGAUCGUUUGGAGAGACUCGACCCAUCCAGUUCAAGUACGUACAGGUACAGCCGCAAAGGAAGGUCCUCGUCUUGGACACUUCCGGUAGCAUGCAAACUGACGACCGCCUGACGAAGAUGAAUAAUGCGGCCAGCAAUAUGAUCUUAAACUUGCUGGAGCCUGGAGGCAGCUUGGGAAUCGUGAGAUUUAGCAGCGGUGCCAGUGAACUGUCAGAACUUCGGACACUCAAGACAGACGCAGACAGAAAGAGCCUGAUCUCAAAGCUACCCACUGUUGCCAAUGGAGGAACCAGCAUCGGGGCAGGUCUUCGCUUGGGACUCCAGGUGCUACAUCGCGGGAUGGACAAUCCCUCUGGUGGAACACUCAUCGUCAUCUCUGAUGGCGAAGAAAACGAGAGGCCCUAUGCCGAAGAUGUCAUGCCGGAGGUCCUUAGAAAAUCUGUUGUGGUCCAUACCAUCAGUGUCACCGAGAAGGCAGACCCUCGAAUGGGUAGCAUAUCUACUAGCUCUGGUGGUCAGUCGUUUUUCGACAUUGGCAACAAGGACUCAACUGGUAUGAUUGACAGCUUGGCAACGAUAGCCACUUCUGGUGGUCUUACGCACGAUCCCAAAGUUCCCCUGUUGUUACAAACAGAAGCCGGAAGUGUCUCUUCCAGCUCUCCGCUGACAGGAGAGUUCUAUGUGGACCCAACACUUGGUCAGGACACCAUAGUCUCCGUCAGUUUCACAAGCCCCGUGAAAGUUAACCUGACAGGACCAGGUAACGUCAGAAUAUCACGUGACACUCAUCCUCAGCUGUACGUCACGGACGUUCCAGGAAUACUCAAAAUCCGGCUGUCGGAGUUUGUGGAGAACGGGACGUGGUUUUAUCACGUACUCACCACUCGAGCCGAGUCCCAAGUUGUUGUCACCGUACAGUCAAGUACAAACAGUGACGGAAGUGACGUCAUUCAGGUUCUGUCGUGGCUACCGGAAGAGCACAGUCUAGCCUUUGCUCCUGACCAGAAGCUGGCCAUUUACGCGGAGGUCACCCGUGGCAGGUCGUCGGUGCUGAACUCACAGGUCGUCGCCAUCAUCGAGAGGCCGCAGUCUGGACCUACGCAGAUUGAGCUCCUUGACAAUGGUGUUGGCUCGGACAUCACUAAGGAUGAUGGCAUCUACUCUGCCUACAUUCUGGCUAAAGACCUCUCCGGAGAUGGACGCUACGGAAUUAAGGUCAAGGUCGAAGGAGUGGAAGGGGUCACAAGCGUGGUGGUCGGAGGUCGAGGAGGCUCGAGCGGAGUUUUGGAAGUCGACACAGUGGAAAGUAUCGAGGAGCUGGUCACAGAAGAACUCGGCCGAUUCCAGCGCGUGACGUCAGGUGGGGUGUUCAGCGUGAGUGGUUUUCCCCCGGGAGUGACGUCAGUACCAGACUUGAUACCGCCGUCACGCAUCACUGAUCUAACGGUUAGUAACGACGAUAUCGGAGACGGGACGGCCGAGCUCGAGUGGACUUCCGUUGGAGGUGACAUGGACCGUGGCACAGCGGCACACUACACCUUCCACUUCACUCGAGAUUUCCAUCUCGCAUCGUCUGCAGGAGCGAUGUGGUCAGAGGUCAACCAAACGUAUCUGCGCAACUUACAACCACCACAACCUGCCGGCAGCCGAGAACGCGUCAACAUCUCUCUCGACCUGCUGGACGACAACGACACCCUGUUCCUGUGUGUGAGGGCCACUGAUGACGUAGGCAACACCGGAGACUUCUCCAACAUCGUGUCACUCACAAGCGUGCGAGACCCUGACGAGGUCACAAAUGAGGGCGACCUGGAUGACGUCACUAGGGUGGAAGACGGUGGAUCUGAUACGGGGUUCUACGUUCUGGUGACGGUGCUUCCUAUUCUUGCUGUCUUGCUAUUGGCCGUGCUUGUCACGUGCUUGCUUCGUGCAGUGCGGCGGAGGAAGCGGCAGUCCUUCCACGUGGAGAAGAAAAUGGAAACAGUUGAGAGCGAGGAGUCUCGAGUGUUGUAUGUUCCCGUCAGCCCUGAAAGCACUGAACAAGUUUAGUGUGCACAGAUUUUUAAAGAUAUUUUUAUUGCUCACAGUCGGGGUUGAAAGGUCAAAUGAAAGUAUUGUAGCUUUAUAUAUAUAUAGCUCAUGCUAUAAUCUUGCCAUAUCUAUAUAAUAACAUUGUGCGCUGCAGCUAAUGUUUCUUCUUUGGAUUUGUUUUCUUAGUUCUUGUUAUAUGUCAGUUACUUUGGUUAAUGAUACAAAUCACUGUUUGCUUUUCAAUUUUGCUCACAAGUAUCCGUAUCGUUACAAGUAUUGCACGUUGGUAAGCUUAUUUACACCCUCAUACAUAUAUAUGUAUACAGUAUACCUUUGUUGACAUGUUCAUUUCAUUUGUUAAAAAAAAGUUUGAGCAUCGGUUGUUACAGUUGAACUCAUUUAAAACGUUUAUGACUAAUCAGUCGGGAAAAGUGUCUAAUAUUUCUGUUUCUAACCAGUUAUGCUUUUGUUAUUUCUUGAAAAAAGAUUAGUUUAAGCAAGUAAUUUUGCACGCAGAAAUGAAGAUGAAAGAGAAGAGAAAUCCGAA
This is a messenger RNA of Pomacea canaliculata, 4372 nucleotides long. Its product is annotated as calcium-activated chloride channel regulator 1-like. The transcript is spliced from 14 exons. The coding region runs from base 913 to 3843 and encodes 976 amino acids. The record is from RefSeq and is a predicted model, not a curated record. NCBI's taxonomy places the organism in Eukaryota, Metazoa, Mollusca, Gastropoda, Architaenioglossa, Ampullariidae.